This is a messenger RNA of Laetiporus sulphureus 93-53, 1004 nucleotides long. RefSeq lists its product as uncharacterized. Lineage: Eukaryota; Fungi; Basidiomycota; Agaricomycetes; Polyporales; Laetiporaceae. The record is from RefSeq and is a predicted model, not a curated record. The transcript has 4 exons. The coding region runs from base 193 to 855 and encodes 220 amino acids.
UGGCAGAUAUCGUAAUCCAAUUUUGGGAGACAUUCAUAAUCUGAUAUAUUCGAGACCGCUCCGAUCAAGACAUCCAUCCGCGCUACCGACAUCAGCAUGGACAUUAUGAAGAGAUUCUUCUCGCGUAGCUCAGGCGUGCAAGAGUGAUGGGACUGAGCGGAGCAGGGAAGACGACCGUGAGUCCUCGAUGACAUGACACGAAAACAUGCGGUUGAUCAAGAGCAGUUCAUCGAGCUAGCAAAAGGCUCGGAAGGAUGCCAAAGCGUCGCGCUACAGUCAGAACAAAGGAGCUUACAUAUUUCAGAGCCAUUCUUGGUAGGAGAAACUUUGGUGCAGUUGGUCGAGAUACCCGGGUUCGAUGACGCUGCAAAUGACGAUACGGACGUUCUCGACCUCAUAGCGAAGUGCAGUCACCAUUUGUCUCGAUGCAGUCUCAAGAAGGGAGUAACCGGGAUCAUAUAUCUCCACCCCAUUACCGAUAACAGGAUGGGGAGGGCUGCACUACGCUACUUCAACACAUUUACCGCGCUAUGCGGUCCGGGAGCACUCUCGAAUGCUGCUAUUGCCUUCAAUAUGUGGAAUGAAGUGGAUGAGGACGUUGCGGAGAGAAGAAGUAGAGAGUUGUCCGAUACAGAACUCCUCUUCAAGCCUGCUCUUGAUGCAGGCGCAAAGACCUUCCGCCACAACAAUACGCGAGAGUCAGCGCGUAUUAUCCUAGGCUAUCUCGCGGGUCUAUCGACGACACGGCUUGCUUUCCAGAAGGAAGUGCCAGUGUCCAAACGACACUGGGAUGUGUGCGAUUCCAGCGCUGGCCGCGUUCUUUCGAGAUAUACGGAGACUUGGGGGACGAGUUAGUGAGGUCCCGGUUUGAGCAUUAGGUUUGUGCUCAGCUCUCAGGCCUUCGAAUCGUUGGCUGUCAGAGGGAUUCUUCGAAACGAGCGCCUUCGCUGUAGGAGUACUUAGGCCUACGUCUACGAUAAAUCAGUUUCAAUCGUCGCGUACUA